AUGGGGAGGAGGCGACUGGAGCUGUUGCCGGGGUUGCCACCGUCGUGUUUGAUACCAGUUUCUUCAACGCUUGAGUCGCCCAAGGAUACCAUGAAGACGCAGGAGUGCCGAAGUCUGUUUGCUUCGCUCGAAGAAGUCCGAGACACUUCAAGGCACCCAGGAGAGAGAGGAACCGGAUCCGAGAGGAGGCGGAGAAAGAGGCUGUCGACAGAGCCCAGAGGAGUGUACAAUCAGUCCCUGGCGCGAUUGAUAUGGAAAAACAUGACCAGGCUGUGGUUCUUUUCUCUCCUUUGCAAGCAGCAUUUCUUCACAUUGAACUCCAGCCGACAAUGGUCGAAAUCGUUUCGUUCAUCAGUACAAGAGCACUGCCAAUGCUUUGCUCACCAUCGCGUGAUUAGAGGGUACACGCGGCUGCCACCUCAGACUUGUGCUUCAAUAAAAGUAUCCGGAGGAGCCCUAGAUUUUAGAUUUUGGCGCGAAUUCGAGCUCCUCCUAGGGCUUGGUGUGGGCGGCGGGAUGUCUCUUCUUGUCAAGAAGCUCUCGGCGUGCGCCAUUUUGCCGUCCAGAGGCUCGGCGCUCGCCGCCGGCUACGAUCUCUCCAGUGCGUAUGAUAGCGUUGUUCCUGCCAGAGGCAAGGCGCUUAUUCAAACCGAUCUCUCGGUGGCAAUUCCGGAAGGAACUUAUGGCCGCAUUGCUCCACGCUCUGGACUGGCAUGGAAGCACUCGAUCGACGUGGGCGCUGGUGUUAUAGACGCCGACUAUCGCGGACCACUCGGUGUCAUCCUUUUCAAUCACUCUGACACGGAGUUUUCGAUCAAAGCCGGGGAUCGGAUUGCUCAGCUCAUACUGGAGAAGAUUGUCACUCCUCCCGUCCUGGAAGUCGAGGACCUGGAUCUCACCGUCAGGGGAGCUGGAGGAUUUGGCUCAACCGGAGUGACCCUCAAAGUUGUUGCUUGAGAAUCGAUCGAACACUAGUAAGUUUCUCUUUGCAAAUUCUUGUAGCUCAAGGGAUGUUUGCAAAGUUCGUUCUUUUGUCUAUUGACAGAUGAGAUGAAGCGAAGAUAAAUGGUUUCUUUA
Messenger RNA from Selaginella moellendorffii, 1077 nucleotides. RefSeq lists its product as uncharacterized. Gene Ontology annotation, biological process: dUTP catabolic process; dUMP biosynthetic process. The record is from RefSeq and is a predicted model, not a curated record. Gene Ontology annotation, molecular function: magnesium ion binding; dUTP diphosphatase activity. The transcript is spliced from 4 exons. NCBI's taxonomy places the organism in Eukaryota, Viridiplantae, Streptophyta, Lycopodiopsida, Selaginellales, Selaginellaceae. The coding region runs from base 1 to 957 and encodes 318 amino acids.